UGCUGGUGUAUGAGCGCCGCUUCGGAUCUCGCUCUCUCACCGACUGUCGCUCCAGCGCUCCGCCGCCAUACGGAUCGUUCUCUCCGGUUUCUAGGAUGUUAUCCAGCCAGACCGGAGCGGCUCUGAGUGGAAGCGGAUCAGCGGCGGGGAAGAGCGCAGGCCACGGCGCGGUGGUGAUGGGCGCCGGGGUCCGCGCGGGGUUCGCUCGGGGGCUGGGGCCGAUGGGGCUCGGGAUCCCAGGGAGGUUCGAGCCGGAUAAAGAGGGACCCCCGCACCUGUGCAGCGGCUCCGACGCGGACUCUGACUCCGGCGAUGAGGACGAGCUCAUGGGGUCAGUCGGGGACAACCGGAGGGGAGGCGGCGUCAAGCGGGAGAGAGCGGAGAUGGAAGCCGCGAUAGUGGGACCUGAGGCCGGCUUGCCCUCCGCGGCGCUCGCGGCUGGAGCGGCCGGAGCGAAACCGGGCAAGAAGACCCGCGGCAGAGUGAAGAUAAAGAUGGAGUUUAUAGACAACAAACUGCGACGGUACACGACCUUCAGCAAGAGGAAGACGGGCAUCAUGAAGAAGGCGUACGAGCUCUCCACGCUCACGGGAACUCAGGUCCUGCUGCUGGUGGCCAGCGAGACGGGGCACGUCUACACGUUCGCCACGCGUAAGCUGCAGCCCAUGAUCACCAGCGAGACGGGCAAAGCUCUGAUCCAAACCUGCCUGAACUCCCCGGACUCUCCGCCGCGCUCCGACCCGUCCACGGACCAGCGCAUGAGCGCCACGGGCUUCGAGGAGACCGACCUCACAUACCAGGUGUCCGAAUCCGAGAGUCUGGGAGAAACCAAGGACGCUCUGAAGCCGGUGUUCUCCGUGGCCAGCACCACCGUCCCCAGCUCCUCCAGCAGCUCGUCCUUCCCCAUCACUAACUACCUGCCACCCGCCGGCGCGAGCGGAGCCAAGAGCGCAGGAGUCAUGCAGCUGCCCGCAGGAUUCACCUUCAUGUCAGGCUCUCCGUUUGCUCCCGGGACUCCUGCGAUUCCUCUCGGUCAGAGCAUCACAGCGUCAUCGUCCGGCGCGUCUCAGCCGUCUCAGGGUCAGCAGGCUGUGUUUCGUCUGCCGGCCACCGUCUCGCUCACCGGUGGAGCGAUGCCGCAGCAGCUCCAGAGCAUCCAGGUCCAGUCCAGUGGUCAGUCGAGCUGCAUCAGCACCAGCGCCAGCAGUCCAGAGCUCUCUCACAGCAGCACAGCCUCCACAGCUGCAGUCAGUCUGCCAGCCAUCGUCACCUCCUCUGUGGCCACCUCCAUGACGGGUCACAUGAUGUAUCCCAGCCCACACACGCUCAUGUACGCAUCAGCGCCCACGCUAGCAGACGGGAGUGUAGCGGUGCUCAACGCAUUCACACAGGGACAGGUGUCACACACACCGACUCAGGACACGGGCGGUGUUCCUCAGGUGUUCCUCACAGCUCCUCCCGGUACGGUUCAGAUUCCCGUCUCGGCGGUGCAGCUUCAUUCAAUGGUGAUUGGUCAACAGUCCAGCGGCAGCAGCAGUAGCCUGACCGAGCUUCAGGUCGUUAAUCUGGACGCCAAAAACGACUGACCGCGCCACCAGAGACUGACGCCGCUAUUUAUUAACACCUUUCUGAGAUUGACCUUUAUACAGUUCCUCAUUUAUACGUCUGAUUCUACAGUUUCUGCUGUAGACGUGUGUGUGUGUGUGUGUGUGUGUGUGUGUGUGUGUGUGUGUGCAUGUGCGUGUGUGUGUGAGAGAGAGUAUAGGUACUGUCUACAGU
Molecule: messenger RNA, 1779 nt
Organism: Sinocyclocheilus anshuiensis
Lineage: Eukaryota; Metazoa; Chordata; Actinopteri; Cypriniformes; Cyprinidae
Product: serum response factor-like
Exons: 9
Coding region: 96-1586 (496 amino acids)
Biological process (GO): positive regulation of transcription by RNA polymerase II
Molecular function (GO): protein dimerization activity; cis-regulatory region sequence-specific DNA binding; DNA-binding transcription factor activity, RNA polymerase II-specific
Source: RefSeq, a predicted model, not a curated record